UGAGUGCCGGGGUUACAUCACAACAAUAUCUGACCUUACCUUAACCACCAAUUAUCUCCGACUUGAGUAACGGUAGAGGCCGUGGCAUAUGAGGCUCCAGUUUAAAGGCUUAUCAUAUCAGAAACCGCGUCUUGUCCGCCCUCCAACGCAACAAUUCCUAGGCGCCGGGAACUGCUCCAUAUAUGGCACAAGCCGCCUUCCUUGAAGUAUUCAAUUUGAAGGACGAAUCUAUCCUUGGCGACCAGAAUUCUGGGACGGUCAAGAAUGGGCCAGCUCGAGAAUAAAUUUGGAAGAGAGAACAUACCCUCUUGGGCACACACCAAUGGUGGCGGUUUCGUAAAGGGCAUUCUGUUGUAGAAGGCUGCCCGCGCAGCUCGCAAACGAGACGAUGAGUCCUCCCGCAGUUCAGCGCAAACGCGUGGCUCAGGCCUGCGACCGAUGCCGGAGCAGGAAAGAUAAAUGUGACGGCGCGAAGCCCGUCUGCUCAGCCUGUGCAGUACGAGGGCAUUCGUGCUCUUAUGACCCAGCCGUAAAGAAAAGAGGGCUUCCGGAGGGGUAUGUACGAGGACUGGAGAACCUUUGGGGCUUUACGAUACGGGAGGCACCGGAAGUCGAAGCAAAUGUGAUUUCCUUGAUGGAGCAGAGGCACGGAACAGACGCUCUACCACGAGGCUGGAACAGCAAAGAUGGCGAGGCAUUGUCGGAUACAUGGAGGAAAAGCCGUUUAUCUCGAGAAUUAGACUCGCUCCUCCCGCUUCUUGAUAUAACUGAUGACAGGCCGGCGAAGAGGAGACGCCAAGAUAGCUCCUUUACCCCACCGACUGAGGCUUCCGCAUUCGAUCCCGCAUUUGUACCCCCUCGCGAAACAUAUCCGGUGAAAGGAGAGCAGCAAACCUCCUCUGCCAUAUUUCCUGCGCCGAUUUUCAAUGGCGCCUCGUCUUCAGAGGCAAUGAAGCUCACAGAUUCCCAACAAAUUCACCUUCCCCACAAUGCCUGGGAGCUUCUUGAUGUAUAUUUCUCUUAUACUCAUUGCUGGUUACCAAUUAUUGAGAAACAUAACUCUCUGCGGGCAUCUUAUCUCUAUCCUACAUCAAUCUCCUCGUCCAUGCCGGGUUCUGGAGACCAUGCAGCCUUAUGGGCGAUAUUGGCCUACGCAGAAUGUCAUCAGGCUAUUAUACGGAGAAACAUGACACACGGUCUUCAGCAAAACGACCCUUGGAUGGCAAGUGAUACGUAUAAAACUGCCCGAAGCCUUAUCCCAGAUGAAGACGGCGUCUUUGAGCUUGGACACAUUCAAAGUCUACUUAUUCUCACCCUUCUAAAUAUGGGCAUGAAUAGAUGGAAGCAAGCAUGGUCACUCAUUGGUCAGGCAGUUCGCAUGGCACUUGAGCUUCGUCUUGAAAAGUGUCCAGAUGAUGCCAAGUCCAGGAAUAGGCAUACGUUCUUCGGUUGCUUUGUAUUGGAAACUCUUGUGGCAGCUCGACUAAACAGAAGCCCUCAUCUCCGAGCGCAAGAUGCGUUGAACUGCGGCCUGUUGCUUGAGGAUGGCUCGGAUGAGUGGAGCCCAUGGGUAGACAGCAUCGGGAUUCGUCGAAACAGUGAAAGCUCUUCUCGAGGUCCCGCUUCGACCCUGAGUACAUUUAAUCGGUUGGUUCAAAUAUCGGCAGUGUUAAAUGCCAUUGUCUGCGGAUACUCUAUUGGAGCCGAGGACCAUGGGAAGUUUGACCUACUGCUCCGUAAAUUCGGCUGGGACUCAAAAGCUCUGGACAAACCUGGCCCCCCACUUCUUCCUCAUCAGUACCAUCUCAGCUGCCUUUAUAGCGCCACGCGCGCUCCUGUGCAUGCACACCAACGCGGACAGGCAAGCCGGGCAGAGGAGUCCCUUCCCGACCUACUUGAUGGCCUUCGGAAAAAUUAUGGGCUCGCUGCUGUUCCUCCUACCUUUGAUUGUCUAGCCCAUGUUUAUAUCCGGCAGUACGCUUCCCAUGGAAGAACUGUGGCUUCUGAGGAGGCCUUAAAUAGCCUGGAGGAGUUAUUAACUGAAAUGGCGCAGACAUGGCCUACGUUCCAAGACACCCUCUUGGAGCUGGGUAAGUUCCGGUCUUCAAUGUCUGGAGCGAAUGUUCCGCUCUCACGAUUCAGUAACCUCCCGAAUACCAACCCAACCACUACAGUUGGGAAAGAUAUUAAUUUAAAGGAAAGUCGACCGCAGAGACAUCCGUCACUUGAUGAGCCUAUGAACACGCCGAGUUCAUCAGAAUACACUUCGUCCGGACAAGCAAUUCUUGAAGCUGCGAUACAGUUCGACCCCUCGUUACUAUUGAUGGACGAUGAAAUAAAGCCAAUAAGCACUCCCUGGUCCUUGCCAGUUGGAAAUCUUACCCUAGCAGCCAAUUCUCCCAAUAUACCUCAGCCAAGCGGAGGCCCGGCGUCGCUACCAUACUACCCGAUGUUUGACUCCCAGACCGAUGAUGACGCUCUCUUUAACGAGUUCGCAACCUUGGAUGCCAUGAAAUGGACCAAUAACUGGGACCAGAGCCUCCAGAACCUCGGUUUCACAGACCUGGAUAAUAUGAAGCAAGACUUCCACGCUUUCUUCCAAGAGCCAAAUCUUCGACCCUCCAAUGAGCAUGAUAUGGGCGAUCAUUUAAUGGCUGGCUCCGCGGCCCUAAUGGAGUACCCAAGUCCGCACAUGGAAGCUAGUCAGAUUCUGCAGGCACUCUCUGCGUCCGAGAUCCCAGUGCUGCCAAGUCGUCAAGAUGGAGGCUGACUUGUAAGUCGAUGCGAUGGCAUCUCAAUAAUUUCUAUUUGGUAGAGGCUUUAUUAUGACCCUGUACUCCAUCGUGCGCCACAAUCAACUAUAUGGUUGCGGUUAAACAGCGAGGAGGACGCGGUGUAUCUGUGCGGGAUCACAUAUCGUGAAUAUGGUCUCCACAAGCGUGAAGAUGGCAACUAUGCCUCCUCAGUGUGUCCAAGGGCAUAGACUAACGUCGAAACAUUACCUGUUUUUCCCACAGGGGACAAAGGUGAAGGGGACGUGUGGAUCUCAAGGGACGGCUGGAGGAGGUAUACCUUCGUCAGGCAGUCGUGGCGUAAUAACGUCUAAACUUCGAAGCCUGGGAUAUGUAGGAUAGAUAUUAGGGAUUAGGCAUGGUGUUGUAUCCGUUGUAAUACUGUGUAUGUCACCAUCUAUAGCCAACUGCUAUUUGCAUAAUACAUGGGUAGCUGGAAUGUGAUAAAGUUACGUAGAGGGUUUUCUCCCGAAGAGGCAUUUAUCGUCGGAGCUUCGCAAAUAAAUUUGGAAUUGAAGCCCAAAAGUAGCGUCUAUAGAUUAGAAGUAGUUUCCCUAUAAUAUUCUUAAACUUG
Molecule: messenger RNA, 3366 nt
Organism: Pseudogymnoascus verrucosus
Lineage: Eukaryota; Fungi; Ascomycota; Leotiomycetes; Thelebolales; Thelebolaceae
Exons: 2
Coding region: 389-2770 (793 amino acids)
Biological process (GO): DNA-templated transcription; positive regulation of transcription by RNA polymerase II
Molecular function (GO): zinc ion binding; DNA-binding transcription factor activity, RNA polymerase II-specific; DNA binding
Source: RefSeq, a predicted model, not a curated record